CAGUUGGUGGCUUCAUUUUUAAUCAACCAAACUAGACAAACCGGUAGUUUUAGGAGGAAAAAGGCAACGCCAAUUGCAGGGUUCUGUCAGAAACCGCUUCGAACCGGUUUCUUGUCUGGGGGUUGGAUCCUAUAAAAACGCACCAAGCUGGCAGCAGCCUAUUCAUUUAAGUCACAGCAGAAGUGGAUAGGAUAGGCAUUUUUAAACGGGCGCUCCAUUUUCUUGCAACAGCGAGUGUAGAUAUUUGAAUAACAAAGGCAAACAGCGUAGCGUUAUCGUGCAAGUUAAGCGACAGCCAUUGAUUCUAAAAGAAGCCAAGUUAUUUGUUGAAGGGAAGCUCGUUUGCAUGAAGAGUUAGUGGUACACAGCGUGGCUGUAGAGUAUACAAAGCAGGUGAGUCAGGGAGUACAGGGUUCGGGUACUAGUACCACCGUAGAGAACAACGAUCCUCCGCGGUUACCUCCGGCUACUGCUAUAAUGUGCAACCGACUUUGGUUCAUCACCGACCGUAGGAUUGUUGAGGAGUACCCGCAGCAAGAAAUCCUCAGGGCUCUACAGACGCGCUGCAGCGAUGAAGAUAUCGAAUUCAAAAGGGUUUUAAUGGACGAGAUUGUGAUUACCAUCGAACAGGGGCUUUUGGGUCUGCGUGUCAAUGGGGAAUCAGUGUCCUCCUACCCCCAGGUGGCAGUAGUGAGAGUUCCCACCCCCUGGAUUCAGAGCGACAGUGACAUUACCGUUCUGAGACACCUGGAGAAGAUGGGCUGUCGCCUCAUGAACAGGCCGCAGGCCGUGCUGAACUGUGUCAACAAGUUCUGGACCUUCCAAGAGCUGGCUGGGCAUGGAGUUCCACUGCCAGAUACCUUCUCCUAUGGCGGUCACGAAAACUUUGCUAAGAUGAUUGACGAGGCAGAAGCGUUGGAAUUCCCCCUAGUCGUGAAAAACACACGAGGACACCGAGGCAAAGCUGUUUUCCUGGCUCGUGACAAGCCUCACCUGUCGGACCUGACUCACUUGAUCCGUCACGAUGCCCCCUACCUGUUCCAGCAGUACGUGCAGGAGAGCCACGGGCGGGACGUGCGGGUCAUCGUGGUCGGAGGGCGGGUGGUGGGCACUAUGCUGCGCUGCGCCACCGACGGGAGAAUGCAGAGCAACUGCUCUCUCGGUGGUGUUGGCAUGAUGUGCUCGCUGAGUGAGCAAGGCAAGCAGCUGGCUGUCCAAGCCUCCAACAUCCUGGGAAUGGACGUCUGUGGCAUCGACCUCCUGACCAAAUCGGAUGGCUCCUUCAUGGUGUGCGAGGCGAAUGCCAAUGUGGGUUUCAUCGCCUUCGACCGGGUCUGUGGACUGGACGUGGCCGGGGUCAUUGCCGACUACGCGCUCUCGCUGCUGCCCUGCAGGGGCCUGCUGACCAGACGCAUGUCCCUGCUGUCCGUGGUGUCCAGCACCAGCAGCGAGGUCAGCGAGGAGGCAGACCCCCCCGGCCCCGUCCUUCCUGGGGACGGGCUGUCCAACACGUCCCUGGAUAGCAAUGAAGAACAGCAACUGCAGCAAGCUAGUUUUAAUAUCAAUAACAUCAAUCAGCUCAACCUCCUGGUGGAAUAAUGCAGCAUGAAGUUAAAUAACUGGCAACUCUCCUGGCUUGACCCCGAUACCAUAAAAGAACCACUUCAAUUGAAAUACGCAUUUCACGAAUGUUCCACAACCCUAACUACGCCCUGCCUUUUUGCGUGGAGCUGUAUGCAAUACCUCCAUCUCAAAACUAAGCCAUUGCAUAUCAAUCUGAGCUAUUCCUGGAUUUACUGUUGAGCCUAUUUUGAGUUUAGGAGAAACUUGGAAUGGCUCAAACAGCUCUGCAAUGGGAGUCUCCUCUCGCUAAAACCCAGUUUUCAGGCUAGCGCCGCAUGGUUAUUUUGAUUGUUUUGCUGCUUUAUAACUUGGCAUGCUGCCCAGAUUGGUGUCUGCUAUUGCUGGCAAAACCAAAUUCCCUUGUGAUCCAGCCAUAUUUACCAAUCAUUGGGUAGGGCCAGGUCUUUGGAAGCCCCUUUUCGAGGUUCUUUUCUCUUAUGGUAGCUAGAGUGAUCCCUAUUUAAGGAACCUGCCGUUUUAGUAAUGCAUUGUGUAAAGAAAGAAGCAAUCUAUGUGUAGUUAAGGGGUGAUUGUAUAGAUGUAUUGAAGUUCAUUUCAGUGCAGUUAGGGUGUGCUGUAAAACACUCUGGGGAACUGCUGUCUUUUUUUUUUUUUUUUUUUUUUUUUGCAUGACAUUCUGACAACUGAUAGGCUGGUAAGCAAAACAGCAGCUUCACACACCAAAGGUAAAUAGAUCCCUGGCAUGGUUAGUUAUGUUGUGGAAUGUGCUUCAAAUUUUAAUGACAUUGAUACAUUUUAAUAACUACAGAACUGGCUCCACCCUUGUUGACAGUACCUGAAGCCACUGGAGGACAAACAGGACAGGCCAGGUCCCUAAAACUUCCCAGGUCUGACUCUGUGUGCGUGUUCUGCGGGUCGGAUCCGCAGAACUGCAAAGUUCUCUUGCUAGUUCAUCCGUAACAUUAAAUGCUUAGCCCAACAUACAUGCACACAAGAACAUCUGCUUUGCUGUAGUGGAGCUUUAUUUGGACACAAGCGGCUGAUAGUGACUAUCACCAAUAAACAUUACGUGGGAGGUCAUGACUUAAAUGAGUUUUGUAGUAAAUGCUAUAACUUGUUUCAUAACGAUUAAUACACGUUUCUGUCACGGCCUUGCAAUCAAAGGCGUAAAAUGUAAAAUGUUAUGGUGCCGUUUUUAUAAAGCAAUCCUUUCUGCUGUAGGGAGCAUGCUAUAAUAUAAUGCGUUCUAGUGCUUUUUAUGAAAUGCAGACACAGCAUCUACAUUUGCUUAUUGAACAAAAAAAAAAAAAAAGUUGGUGUGCAACACCCUCCUAAACCUUGAUAUUUCAAAGAAUUGUUUUACUCAAACAACCAUGCAAAUUAUUUUAAAUGACUAUUUGAAGAAAUAAAUCUGAUGCGUUAACACUUUCUUGUUCUGGCCUGACCUCCUACAGGUUUUCAUCACAAAGUAUUACAUGUAGAGAAGCUUUUGUAAGAUUACUGCUACGUUGUUUCCGUAACAUGUUAACCCUUUGUUUUCCAGAGAAUGUCAUAACUGAAUAAUACAACUUUAAUUUUAAGUGCAGUUGCACAAUUUAAGUUUUGUAAAUGGGUUAGUUGGUUGGUUUGGGGGGGGGAGGUGGAUUUUAUUUAUAACGAUUACUGUGUCAAACAUUUAUCUGUAUAAUACUGCAUUGUCAUUGCAGCUCCUUCUGGAAAAGCAAGGGUUACAUUGAUACAAUUUGUACUGGUAUAAUUUUUAUGAAAUACAUUGUCUGAAAUAUUCACAGUACAAAAUGUUCCAUUGAAUUGAUAUUAGUAGGGUCAAACUAGAUCGCAUAUAUGAUAACUUUCCUGAUGUGCACAUCCUACAGCUAACCACAGGAAAAUCUGUAUCCCAGACUGCUUGAAAGGGACCGAUUGUAUGUACUGAUGGCUGAAUCCAUGUACAGGAUUUAACACAUCUAUCUAAAGUAGUUUUUGUUUGUUCAGGCAGGUUUAGAUUUAACGAAGGACUCCGGUACUCCAAUAUCAAAACUCCAACAAAGUCUACUGGUGAACUGAGACUGCUUAGUAUGACAGAAUUGUAGUGGUGAAUGAACAGCUGGAUCUUCAUUUGUUUUCUAGAAUCAAUCUUAAUCGGCUUUGCAAAUUGUGUUCGGGUAAGGCCAACUGAAUGAGGUUGGCAAAAGUGAGUGGCAGUACUAAUUUCAAUUUGCAUAGCUCUUAUUACCAUUAUUAAAAGAAUGAGUACCUCCCAGUAUUUUAAUGCAGGAUAUUCAUGUUUCCAAUAUAACACACACAUUCCUGCAUCCUGGUACUAUUGCUGUAGGUUACAGGAAGUGACUAAACUUCUCAUCUAUAGCAUUGUCUUGGAAAUGCCUUUUGGGUUGGAAAUCUUAAUGUUGCUAUUACUUUAAAUACAUAACCAUUCCGGGAUCCUCCAUUUUGAAAGAGGUUUUUAACUUUGUGCACACUGCCAUCCAGUGGCCAUCUGUAAGAUAGCACUUAUAUUUUGGAAUAUGGUCAAAAACAUUUACAACUGGUUGCCAAAUGUUACUGUGGUCUUAAACUAAAUUCUGCUGUGUACAUUAUGACAUGCCCAUUAAGUGAUGUGGCUGCUGUUAUGAUAGGCCCUUGCUGACCGAUGCCCCUGUUUCAAAAACUCUUUGCAAUCUAUUUGAAUAGAAGGGACAGACAUUUUAUGGGAAAGCUUGUGUCUGCCUGAACAUUUUGGGUUUGUGGCCAAGCACUUGUGAUUAAUGAGAAACACUGUCUGGGGUGCUGCAUUUUUGCUUAGCCUACACAGCUCUUAAAUUUCCCUUGAUGAAAGCUCCAUACUUAUUUCUUGUGUAUUGGAUUUUAACAUUUGUUUUGUGUACAGUAUGUUUGUCUUUGUUUGUUUUUUGUUUUUAAAAAAAAAAACUAAUGUGAAAUGCAAUGGAUUGGAAAAUGAAUAAAUGCCUUCGAAAGAG
Molecule: messenger RNA, 4559 nt
Organism: Acipenser ruthenus (sterlet)
Lineage: Eukaryota; Metazoa; Chordata; Actinopteri; Acipenseriformes; Acipenseridae
Product: beta-citrylglutamate synthase B-like
Exons: 5
Coding region: 478-1599 (373 amino acids)
Biological process (GO): protein modification process
Cellular component (GO): cytoplasm
Molecular function (GO): ATP binding; metal ion binding; ligase activity, forming carbon-nitrogen bonds
Source: RefSeq, a predicted model, not a curated record